AUGAGUUUUCUGCAGCUCUUCGGGAGGCUGCGGUCUGUUGUUAUCGGGAUGGUGCACGUGAAAGCGUUACCAGGCACUCCGGGCUGCAGGUUGCCGCUGGCGCAGAUCCUGGAAGAAGCUUGCAGAGAAGCUGAGAUUUAUAAGAAAGCUGGGAUUGAUGGUCUCAUAGUGGAGAACAUGCAUGACAUCCCGUAUACCUUGCACGUCGGACCAGAGAUCACCGCAACAAUGGCCACCAUUUGUAGUGCGGUAAGACAGGAGUGUCCUCGUCUGCCACUCGGGGUACAGAUCCUUUCGUGCGCCAACAAAGAAGCUCUUGCAGUUGCCCAAGCAGCAGGGCUGGAUUUCAUCCGGGCGGAAGGUUUCGUGUUCUCGCAUGUUGCUGAUGAAGGCAUUGUAAACGCCUGUGCCGGAGACCUGCUGCGGUACCGCAAGUUCAUCGGCGCUGAGCGCGUUCAGAUCUUUGCGGAUAUUAAGAAGAAGCACAGUUCCCAUUCUCUAACAGCAGAUGUCUCGGUGUCUGAGACCGCAAAGGCUGCCGAAUUCUUCCUUGCCGAUGGUGUGAUAUUAACCGGCGUUGCUACCGGACAGGAGGCAGAUCCAGCAGAUCUCAAAGAGGUUCGACGUUCUGUGAAGAUACCCGUCCUUGUCGGAUCUGGAGUGACGCCGGACAACGUGGAGCAGUACAUUGACGCCAACGCCUUAAUAAUUGGUUCCCAUUUCAAAAAAGACGGUUAUUGGAAGAAUGAUGUCAUUUCCGACAAAAUCCUAUCCUUUAUGGAUAAAGUCCGUAAGCUGCGGAUGUAAUGAGUGCAACCUGACUAAUCACAGGGGGACAUGCCACCCCGUUCUCCAGUGACACCCCAGGUACCUGCCUCUCACUCAUAACAGACAAUGAAUUUUGAUUUUGGCGAGUUACUGACACACCGGAUUAUAUGACACACAAAUCAUCAUGGGCCUUAUGUGCGAGGCGCAGCUAAGUUGGAGUGUAAACCGUUCCAGCUUUUUUGCAAUUUGAAGAAUGAUUAAAAGUUUGCGAGCCGGGCUCUCUCCACCUAAUG
Spea bombifrons (plains spadefoot toad) is the source of this 1061-nucleotide messenger RNA. RefSeq lists its product as uncharacterized. Bases 1 to 807 code for a protein of 268 amino acids. The transcript has 6 exons. NCBI's taxonomy places the organism in Eukaryota, Metazoa, Chordata, Amphibia, Anura, Pelobatidae. The record is from RefSeq and is a predicted model, not a curated record.